Messenger RNA from Culicoides brevitarsis, 1417 nucleotides. RefSeq names its product something about silencing protein 10 (gene Sas10). Gene Ontology annotation, cellular component: nucleolus; small-subunit processome. The transcript has a single exon. The record is from RefSeq and is a predicted model, not a curated record. Lineage: Eukaryota; Metazoa; Arthropoda; Insecta; Diptera; Ceratopogonidae. The coding region runs from base 35 to 1351 and encodes 438 amino acids. Gene Ontology annotation, biological process: maturation of SSU-rRNA from tricistronic rRNA transcript (SSU-rRNA, 5.8S rRNA, LSU-rRNA).
ACGUGUCUCUCAAUGCUAAAAGUUCUCCGCAAAAAUGCCUGAUAAAAUCAACUUCGACAUCGAUAAUUACGAGCCAUCGGAUUCCGAGGAGGAAUACACGGCUCGUGAAAAGUCUCUCAUCUCCAAAGUGCGCGAAAGCAACAAAAAACGCGUCGAAAGUGACGAAGAAGUCCUUGGAUUUUCCGACGACGACGAGCAAGACUCCGAUUUAGACAACGACGAGAUCAAAAAAUUCCAAGAUACCGCGAGCGAAGGCGAAGAAGACGACGAUUUGCCGGAUUCUCGAGCUUGGGGCAAGAAAAAACGCGCUUAUUACAACACAGAUUUCGUCGACAAGGAUUACUCGCAAUACACGCAAGAGGAGGAAGAAUUGGCAGCACAAGAAUGGGAAGAAGCAAAACAAAUCCGACAACGAUUGACGAAGCAGUUGAACGACAAUGACUUCUCGUUGGAUGUUUUUUCGACGGAAAAAGGCGACGCAAAAGCUUCGAAAGAGGAAGAAGCGGAACAAGAUGAAGCAAAACUCAAAACAGACCUCACCGAUUUGUCGGAACGCGAGAAAAAGCAACUUUUUAAACGAGAUGCGCCCGAAUUCGAGGGUUUAGUGAACGAUAUGUUGUCACAUUUGGAGGAAAGUGAGACACUUUUGACGCCUUUCUUGGAUUAUUGCAAGGAAAAUUUGGUCGAAGAGAUUCCCGUCAUCAAAUUUGUGAAAACUUUCAACAGUUUGCUGCUGAAUUACAGCAACAACGUGAGUUUUUACCUCCUUUUGAAGUCAAAACGGGUCCCGAUCAAGAAUCAUCCCGUCGUCAAACGUCUCGUGCAAGUCCGAAAACUCAUCGAGCAACUAAACGAACGUUACCAAGACAUCGUUCGUCCCCAAAUCGAGGCAUUUUUGGAAGAUUUGAAGGCAAAUAAUGUCAAAGGGAUCACGACAUUGAAGCCACAAAACACAAAAUCCAAGAAAAUGUUGAACAUCAUGAAGCCUUUCGAAGAAGACAACAUCAGCGAAGAAGAAGAAAUAGACGAAGACGAGCCAAAAAUGAAGAAACUUCGAACGGAAGACGACGAGGAAGGCAUGGAAGUCGAUGAAAAAGACGCCGAAGAAGAGGGAGACGAAGAAGAAAUGGGCAAACGAAGCAUUACGUACCAAAUGUCGAAGAACAAGGGAUUGCAUCAACGAAAGAAACCCGAAAACCGGAAUCCAAGGGUCAAGAACAAGAACAAAUAUCGCAAGGCAGUCAUCCGGCGAAAGGGAUCUGUGCGAGAGGUGCGUAAAGAAACGUCGAGAUAUGGCGGAGAAGCGACAGGAAUUAAGGCAUUUGUUAAACGGAGUGUUACUAUUAAGUAAAAAUUUUGAAAUUUACUUUAAAAUUCAUUUUUUUAUUGUUAAAAAUAAAAUUUUCUGAAAUCAAUC